Messenger RNA from Megalopta genalis, 433 nucleotides. It is a transcript of the gene NdufV3, whose product is annotated as NADH:ubiquinone oxidoreductase subunit V3. NCBI's taxonomy places the organism in Eukaryota, Metazoa, Arthropoda, Insecta, Hymenoptera, Halictidae. The record is from RefSeq and is a predicted model, not a curated record. Gene Ontology annotation, cellular component: respiratory chain complex I; mitochondrion.
UCCUUUCACCCGUUAAACAGAAAAAUGUUACGCCCUAUUGCAAACAUAAUUUCGUCACAGAAACCAAACUUGUUGUUGCGAACUUUGUCUGCGAAAGCAAAGCCACCGAAACCAAGUAAAAAAUCCGCAACAAUUGGAAAUGUCAAAGGUCUCAGUGACAAUUGUGUUAAGGUUCCAAGCCAACCGGUAGGUCCUGGUGCUGCCAAAAACAAGGACUACAAAAAUCCAGAAUAUUUUUGUUAUCAUGUAGAUAGCUUUGGAGAAGCAGAAGUUGAAAUAGCACCAUAUAGAUUGCCAGCACCUUCUAACAAGAUACCUUUUAAGCAAUAAAUUAAAUUAGUAAUGUUAUUUAUAAUAACGUAAUAAGUAAUAUAAGAUGUAUAGAAUAAAUUGUAUUCAAAAUAAAGGAUAUUGAAAUUUGUUGCUUCUAGAA